Mercenaria mercenaria is the source of this 2603-nucleotide messenger RNA. RefSeq names its product zinc metalloproteinase nas-14-like. The record is from RefSeq and is a predicted model, not a curated record. Gene Ontology annotation, biological process: proteolysis. NCBI's taxonomy places the organism in Eukaryota, Metazoa, Mollusca, Bivalvia, Venerida, Veneridae. Bases 167 to 1414 code for a protein of 415 amino acids. Gene Ontology annotation, molecular function: zinc ion binding; metalloendopeptidase activity. The transcript has 9 exons.
UCCUGUAUGGUCCAAAUUUCUCAUUCGCUAACCAUAUAUGCUGUCGGCGGAAUGCAUUAUGUUAGUUCACAUCCGGGAUUUUAACUGUUAUAUUAAACUUUAUUUUGACUGGCUUUAGAUAUGGGACGCACUUUGCCACUUUGAAAGAUAACGCAAUAAGAUAACAAUGGCGCUAGGACCUGUAAGCUUUUACCAUCUGACGUCACUGUUGGUACUAUGUGUUGUUCCUUCUACAGAAUCUCUGCCAGUGCGAGUCAGAGGAACCAACCCACGUGUGUUUCCUAUACUGGAAGAUCCUGUGGCUACAACAACUGCUCCGCCAGUCAAACCAGACCCUUUAGAAAAUAUAGGUGUUGAGCCAAGUCAGGGUUAUCUAAUAGAAGGAGAUAUACGUAUAUGGCAUGGUUUUCCUUUACGAGAAAGCACAAAUAUUGACACAAGUUCAGAUCAAAAGUCUUAUGGAUAUUCAAUGCAAAAUUCACAUCAGUUAAGAAAUUCAGUUUCAACAGACGAAACAUGGUUGGAAAAAGUCAUUCCAUAUGAAAUAGAUUCAACAUUCAAUUCGACAGAAAAGCAGGUCAUAUUAGAUGCCAUAAAUGAAAUAAUGGCAGGGGUGAACAGAUGUAUUAUAUUUGUUCCGAGAGAAAAGCAGGAAGACUUUUUAUAUAUCGCUGGGCAAGAUUCGGGUUGUUCGAGCAGUGUUGGCAAGCAAGGUGGUAACCAGACAGUUUCAAUUUCACGUGCAUCACAAUGCGUAUCAAAAGGAAUCAUUAUGCAUGAGUUACUGCACGCUCUUGGCUUUUGGCACGAGCACAGUCGACCAGACAGAGACAAAUACAUAGAAAUUCUUCAUCAUAAUAUAAGACUAGACCACAUAGAUGAUUUUAAAAUCAAUCCAAAUGGUAAAAUGUUGACGGCAUAUGACUACUAUUCCAUAAUGCAUUACAAGACGAACCAAUUUUCGAAAUUAUCAACAAUAAAAACAAUAAGAGUAAUUCAACAAGGAAUAGACGAAACGAAAGUAGGACAAAGAGAAUAUCUCAGCGACAAAGAUAAGGAGAGAAUAGUCCUGCUUUAUCAAUGUAAGAAGUUAUUAAGAUCUUCAGUUGAUUCCGCCCAGUUUAAGCAGUACCCAGGAAAUGCCUUCAGCGCAUUUAGGACAACGCCUGGGAAUCACGGGCAUGCGUUCGUGCCGACUGCAGAGAAUAAAGGAAAUCCGCUUGAGGCAAUGCCAACAUCACCGGUAAUAGAUAACACAGGCAAAGAGUUAAACAUUCCAGUUGUACCACAGACACCGGCAGUUAACACACAUAUUGAAGCAGUGAGCAGUAAUUUAGUCGGAAAUGUUGCAACAGAGACAGAGACAGUUUUGAAAAGUAAUCUUACAGAGACAGAGGAAAUUGGACGGAAAUGAAAAUAAAUAAUUUAAUGGUGACUGUAUGACUUUGUUUACGUGCUAGGUUAGCUAUAUAAAUGCAGUUACUUCAACUAGGUUAACAACCAGGCAGUUUUUAUCGUUUUCAUUGCUUGCAUAAUAACUUAGAACUGAUCUUCCGGGAUAUAGAGUACAGUGUAGUGUGUAUGUGUACCGGCAGGAUGAAAUGAAUCCAAAUUGUUUCCUUGUUAACUAUUAUUUUGUCAAUUAAACUGUUAUUUCUAAAAAUGGUUUCAACUAUAGACUUGUGUUUGGACCACGUUUUGUGAUUUCUGCUUAUCUACAUUAGCACCUCAUCAAUGCAUAUGCUAGAAAACAUUCAGGUCGCGAAAUUACACAAAGUUGUGCUUAUAGUACUUAGGAUAAGUCGACUCUGUGACAAAAAAAAUAUUUAUUUUGUUGGGUUUUACGUCGAAUCGGUACAUUUUAUACGUCAUACAUCGACUUUCCAGCUUUGAUGGUGGAGGAUGACCUCAUUAUUUCACCACGAGCGGGCACCUGGGUAGAACCACCGACCUUCCGUAAGCCAGCUGGAUGGGUUCCUCACAUGAUGAAUUCAACGCCCUGAGUGAGGCUUGAACCCACAUCGAUGAGGGGCAAGUGAUUUGAAAUCAGCGACCUUAACCACUCGGCCUCGGAGGUCCCAAAUAUCGCCGAUUUUGCGCAUAUUCGGCAAUCAAUAUAUUUUCAAGCCAAACAUCCUUAUUCAAAACGGUGUUUCACUGCAUAUAUAACAUCGCUUAUUUGAGAUAUUUUAAAACUGCAAACAGAACAUCGCUUAGUUGACAUAGUAUAUUGUUAAGCUAGUGUAGAACUGGCAUAAGUAAAUGGACCUAUGACACUUUCUCCAGAAAGGUUUUGAAAAUACCAGAUGUAGUCGUUCAAUUGCAAACACAUCUAACUAAUACAAUUUGCUUGUUUUUUCAUAUAUUUCACUAUAGUGUAUAUUUCAUUGAAGUUUACGUUAUGGCUUACGCUUUUUUUAUGUCUGUCAAAUAAUAUAGUAUAGCAGAGUUAAUAGUCAAUGAGAAUUUAUUGCCUUGGUAGGAUUUCUGGUUAACAGUGUGUAUUGCUUUUUAAAACUAAUGUUGUCACGAGCUCUCAUAGUCUUUAUCAGUGGCAGUUUGAAACAAAUGACCUAAAUGUAAAUAAAUAUUUAUUAUUUGUG